This is a messenger RNA of Exophiala oligosperma, 1800 nucleotides long. Its product is annotated as pyridoxine biosynthesis protein pyroA. Gene Ontology annotation, molecular function: amine-lyase activity. NCBI's taxonomy places the organism in Eukaryota, Fungi, Ascomycota, Eurotiomycetes, Chaetothyriales, Herpotrichiellaceae. Gene Ontology annotation, biological process: pyridoxal 5'-phosphate biosynthetic process; amino acid metabolic process; pyridoxine biosynthetic process. The record is from RefSeq and is a predicted model, not a curated record. Bases 238 to 1212 code for a protein of 324 amino acids. The transcript has a single exon.
AUUGUCGGCUUCCAUCGCUCUGUUCUCUGGGCUUUAACAACUCAUUCUCCGUACAUAUCUUAGUUUCCUACCUGGGCAAUUCUCAGUUCCCAAACAUUCUUGUGUGGAGUUGGUGACUCAAAAGACUCCGAUACUCGCGUACUUUGUAUAUAUCUUUUUCUGCGCUCACAACUCUGCGAAUCAUUUUCUAGAUCAUCACUCCCUCCUUUACCCUUUUUUUUCCCGCCUGAAAAAAAAAUGGGUGACAACAGCACCAUGUCGGUACCUACCACCUCUGCGUCCGCCUUCGCCACGGCGUCUUCCUCCUCCGCCUCCGCCUCCGCCACCACUUCUUCCUUCACCGUCAAGGCCGGCCUGGCGCAGAUGCUCAAGGGAGGCGUGAUCAUGGACGUCGUGAAUGCCGAACAGGCCCGCAUAGCUGAAGAGGCGGGAGCGUGCGCCGUCAUGGCCCUGGAGCGCGUGCCCGCAGACAUCCGCAAGGACGGCGGCGUGGCUCGCAUGUCGGACCCGCAGCUGAUCAAGGAGAUCCAGGCGGCGGUGACGAUCCCGGUCAUGGCCAAGGCCCGGAUCGGGCACUUCGUCGAGUGCCAGAUCCUCGAGGCCCUGGGCGUGGACUACGUCGACGAGUCCGAGGUGCUCACGCCCGCCGACGACACGUACCACGUCGAGAAGGGCGGGUUCAAGGUCCCCUUUGUGUGCGGGUGCCGCAACCUGGGCGAGGCCCUGAGGCGCAUCGCCGAGGGCGCGGCCAUGAUCCGGACCAAGGGCGAGGCCGGCACGGGCGACGUCGUCGAGGCCGUCAAGCACAUGCGCACGGUGAACAAGGAGAUCGCGAGGGCGCAGGCCGCGCUGGCCGAGGGCGAGGGGGCGCUGCGCGCCAUGGCGAGGGAGAUCGAGGUCGACCCCGUCCUGCUGAAGCAGGUGGCCCAGCUGGGCAGGCUGCCCGUGGUGAACUUCGCCGCCGGCGGCAUCGCCACCCCCGCCGACGCCGCGCUGAUGAUGCAGCUGGGGUGCGACGGUGUCUUCGUCGGCAGCGGCAUCUUCAAGAGCGGAAACGCCGCCAAGAGGGCAAAGGCCAUCGUCCAGGCCACGACGCACUUCCGCGACGCCAAAGUCCUGGCCGAGUGCAGUUCCGGGUUGGGCGAGGCCAUGGUCGGCAUCAACUGUGGGACCAUGAAGGCCGACGAAAAGUUGGCCGGGAGAGGGUGGUAGAAACAUCAACCAAGAGGAAAUCUUGGACUCCGUGCUUCCUCUUACAUGUUCAGUCUUCACCCCGAGUCAUGAUGUGGAAAGAGCGAUAUGGUAGGGGAGAGUGUCACCCUCUGACCAACAACGGCACAACGACAAAAGAAUUGGCGUACUUGGAUAUGGGAAAGAAAGAAACAGCAUCAGCGAAUCUGGUUGAAAAGGUUGAACGCUCAAGCCAGCAAGGAAUGGGUUAUUCGUGCUUGCGCCUGGAUACUCUGCUGCGAGGUAUGAGUUUGUUCCAGGUCUCGCACUCUUUGUCAAAACACCCACACACUUUCCAGGAAAUCAAAAAGUUAUGUACAGACGACCUAUUACACUUGAAGUUCCAUUUUGGUGACACACCCCAUCUCCGAAGUUGCCAGUAUACGUGUGAACGAUAUCAGCUUGGCUUUGUGACUAUCUGGUAUGCAGGUGUUUUCAGCCUAAUUACUUACUUGCUUUUCCACGUAAGGUGGAUUUUUCGUGACACCACCUAUCUGUAUUUUCGCACUAUCUAAGGAGUACCAGCGUGUAUACAUAUAUCUAUAUCGGGAGCGUUUCGUAGUAUCAUCC